Molecule: messenger RNA, 7667 nt
Organism: Cuculus canorus (common cuckoo)
Lineage: Eukaryota; Metazoa; Chordata; Aves; Cuculiformes; Cuculidae
Gene: CDC123
Product: cell division cycle 123
Exons: 13
Coding region: 84-1091 (335 amino acids)
Cellular component (GO): cytoplasm
Source: RefSeq, a predicted model, not a curated record
UGAGCGUGGACGUUCCGGUGUGAUCGGCAGCUUCCGGGAGUGUCGAGGCUAAACGGGCCGGGUUGGAGCGGGCUCGGGGGAGGAUGAAGAAGGAGCAGGUGGCGAACUGCCAGUUCUCCGCGUGGUACCCGCUCUUCCGGGCCGUCACCAUCCGCAGUGUUAUACUUCCCCUGCCAGAGAAUGUGAAAGAAUAUUUGCUGGAUGAUGGAACACUUGUGGUUUCUGGAAGAGAAGAUCCACCAAGUCCUGCUCAGGAGAGGAGUGACGAUGCAGAGGAAAUACAGUGGUCAGAUGAUGAGAAUACUGCGACACUUAAGGCACCAGAAUUUCCUGAGUUUACAGCUAAAGUUCAAGAAGCAAUAAGUUCCUUGGGUGGUAGUGUUUUUCCUAAACUUAACUGGAGUGCUCCAAGGGAUGCCUACUGGAUUGCAAUGAACAGCUCUCUGAAAUGUAAAGCUCUCAGUGACAUCUUCCUCCUCUUCAAGAGUUCAGACUUCAUUACUCGUGAUCUCACUCAGCCAUUUAUUCACUGUACUGAUGAUUCCCCUGAUCCUUCCUUGAACUACGAGCUUGUUCUUCGCAAAUGGUGUGAACUAAUCCCUGGUGCAGAAUUCAGAUGCUUUGUCAAGGAAAACAAGCUUAUAGGUAUAUCCCAGAGAGACUACACUCAAUAUUACGACCAUAUCUCUAAGCAACAUGAGGAGAUCUGCAGAUCAGUACAGGAGUUUUUUGAGAAACACAUACAGUACAAAUUCUUGGAUGAAGACUUUGUUUUUGAUGUAUACAGAGACAGCAAGGGUAAGAUUUGGUUAAUAGAUUUUAACCCGUUCGGUGAAGUAACAGACUCUCUGCUGUUUACGUGGGAAGAACUGACCUCUGGGAAGAACUUGAAAGGAGACCAGUGUGAAGGGGAGGCAACGGAACAGGACUAUCCAGUUUUCCGUUGUACGAACAGUGAAGUUACCGUGCAGCCUAGUCCAUACCUGAGUUACCGACUGCCGAAAGAUUUUGUGGACCUUUCUACAGGAGAGGAUGUUCACAAAUUAAUUGACUUUCUUAAACUGAAAAGAAAUCAGCAAGAUGAUGACUGAGGUAUCAAACACACAGUGUGACAUUGGAUUACAAGCAAGAAAUGUGGAAAAAGCUAUAUUCAGCAUAACUAUUAAGCUAUUGAUUUAAAGAAAACCUGCUUUUCAUAGUCAAUGAAAGAACUGGAGAGCUGUUCAUCCUGUGUGUCUGUUGGUUUUAUAUAUGUGUAGAAAAGCUUUUUCAGGGAAACAUGAAAGGUCAGGGCAAGUUCUUGCUGGAUUCCAGGUGAAAUCCAAUUAUACCAUGGUGCAAGCAAGCAACAAUCUGACUGCAACUGAACGACUGCUUUCGCGUCUCACAAUAUGAAUGCUGAUGCCGUUGAAGUAUGCCAUUGGACUCGUCAGUGAUAAAUGUGGCAGCAUUUAAUGCUGGUGCAGUUAAAACAUUGAGCGUUUACAGUUGAGCUUAGAAUACAAUGUAGUCACAAGGAAAGAAAGGAAUGUAUGUUUGCUUCUUUGUUUUUAAAGAACUUUUAAAAUUGUAAAUUCACUUUGCUUUGGGAGAGCUUCUCAUCCUUCCUUUAUGUAAGAAAAAAAAGUAAAGAAGUGGAGAAAGGGUUUUUUUUUCUUUGUCAUGAGGGCUAAUACUUCAUUUCAGAGAACAGCUAUAGCUAUUGAAGACUAUUGAAGGCUUGAAAAUUUUGCGUUUCAGGAAUUUGAAAUUCUGAAUGCAUUUCAGGUGAAAUGGUAUUUCACAGCAGCUAAAGCCAUGUGACUUGUUAAAUGUCUCCAGAUUUAAUUUCAUUUUCAUAGUAAAGCUUUCUUGAAACUUGUUUUUUAAUAUCAUUACAUACCAGACAUCACCUGCGGCUUUAAUGUAAAUAGUUAAAAGGAACAUCAACCUGUAAUUUUAUAUGUGGAAUUAGUCUUGUUUCUUUUGUAUCACAUCUCUGAGUUUCUUAAGAAAAUUAUUAUUCUUUCAGCUCUUAAAAGUCUGUAUUCGUUUGGUACUUCAUGUUCUUUGUAUAAAAGGAAGCUUGCCUAAAUUGAGGAAACGGAAGCUGUUGUUACUGAUUGCUGUUAUUGUCAGGGGAAGGGAAAAUUUCAGCUGAAGAACCAAGUAACUUGGAUCUAGGUGUUUGCAUGGCAUCAGUACUUUAUUAACAGCAUGCACAGUUCCUGUUGAAACGAAAGGGUGUUUGGAGGUGCUCAUAGCCCCUGGAAAUUGGUUCAUUUUGAAUCAGUUACACAAUACUUUGUGUAUAUAAAGCUGUUCAUGUUUCUUUGUCUUCCUUUUGCUGGCAAACUGAUAUGGUGCUCAAUUACAAAUCUGUUCUUAGAUGUUAAAUCUGAGCUUAGAUGUUAAAUUUUUACUUACUGUCUUUAUUUAGCUUCAGUUUUGAAUGAAUGCUUACUCUAGUUAAAGAUUAUGCAGAUCAAGAAUCCAGUUCUACCAAAUACAUUGAUGAAGCAUCACAGAUGAGAGUUCCUGGAUCUGAGAGUACAAGAUCUGCCCUACCCUUUUCUUCUGGUCUGUGGAAUCUCCUCAACAGCUUUUUGUGCACAAAUUAGAUGAUCAUUAGCUCAGGGCUGGGCUAUAUCUAAUCCUGCCUACUGCACGGUUUGGGAUGGGUUUUUCCUCACCUUUAUCAGAGAGAUUAUUUGACUAUCAAUGUCUCUAAAUCAGGCAGGAAUUUCAAGAUGUAAAAAGUUAAUGAAGCUUUCCUUUCUCUUUUAAAGUUUCUAGCUAUAACUUCAAUUGUUGUGAUGGUCUAACCGCACUUCCUUUACACAGAUAAUGCCCUGGGAUUUCCAGCAGAUUCCUAAAUGCUUCUGAGCUACAGGUUAUUGUCUUUAAAAAAAACGAGUCUUGAUUUAAAGCUGCAAGGUAGUUUCCUGCCUCUUUUUUUUGUGGGAUCUGCUAAUUAAUUUACCAUUAUCACAGCUUUCUGUGCUGGAUAUUCACUAGAACAUAUUCAGUGUUAGGACCAGUUUGAUGGGACCAUAAAGCGUGUCCCUUUAGCUGAGUACGCUGGAGCAGCAGCAGCCUUUUAACAGUCCUUUGCUUCUUGACUUUAUCCUGAAAAUGGCAUCUCUGAGUGACCAAAGAACUGACCAUAAUAAAAGCAAGCUCUUGGACUUGCUGGCAGUGUUCAUAUAUUUAUAAGAACAGCAAUCUUAUGUGGGUGCUCUGCAUUUAUAGUUCAGCUCUUCUGGGACAGAUCACAGUGGAAUCGGAUGCUGGUCAAGCACCUGGUUCCCUGAAUGGCUUUACUUGUUGCUAGCCUGACCCGCUCGCUCGUUAAAGGAUUACCAUAAUCCUACCCACUGCCUCUGGCACAGCUCACCUUGCUGUCCCUUAGCAGGUUCAAUGGCUAUUUAACAUACUCAAAGACCUCUCUUACAGUCAUACACGAGUGAUAAAUGCAUUCAAAGUUUGUUUUUCUCCCCUGUGUUGUGCGAUGACCAAUCUGCAUUAAUGAACUCCUCAGCUAAGCAAUCAGACACUGAUAACCAACAUCAUUUCAGAGUUGCAGGAGCUUAUGCUGCUUCUGCUGGGCUUAGUCUUAAUGAAGACCAUAAAGGUAGCAGAGCAAAAAGUACUAAUCCCGUGUUCAGGUCCUGAUAUAGAAAGAGUCCCCACUCUAAAAAUAUUCUAUGUAAUUAGAUUCCCCAAAAUACAGUAUCAUUAUAAUUUAAAUAUGUACUUUGUUUAAUUUGUUUCUUUCUCCAACUUCAGGUAACCAGAUGUUUUUUCAGUCUGCUAGAUUAAAGUUUUCUCUUCUAAAAGAAUUUUUAUCCUGUACAACCUUUUGAUCUACAAGGAUAAUUAAUGUGUUCCUCUUGGGGAGAUGAGAAGCUAAUGUUGCUACAUUAACAAUGCUUCAGAUCAAUUUAAACUGACUACUGUAUGACACUUAACUCUGUUUUAGGUCAUCAUAAAAUCAGUUUCUUCCUUUUGCCAUCACACAAAUUUAAAAAUGCAAAAUUCCAAUUCUUCAGGCCCUUGUUCAUUCAAUGGUGUGAUCACGAUUGGCUGAGUAAGGGCUAACAAUACACUAUAUAUUCCAAGUUAUAUACUUAAAACCUUAUACAAAGACCUUAUAUGUUUGUAAUCUCACCUAGAUAACAAAGAUAAGAAGUUUUAGAGUGACAUAGCAUGCAGUCAUCUUGUACAAACGCCUGCCAAACUGCAUACUCUUAAAAAGUCUGGUUGUGUCGAAUGGCUCGAGUGUAAUAAAGCUCAGUUCUUGGGCUGCAGCUCUGCUAGGAGUCUUCAUUGUGUCACAGCCAAUGCUUGUGAUAUUUCAUCUUCCAGAUGGAUAUUGAGAAUCAGGAUUCCAGUAACCCUGUAAGUAGCAUUUUUUAACGUGCCCUGGCUUAGUUCAGGAUUUGGAAUAACACUUGUAUUUCUAGACUGCAGACUCUCCAUUCUGUUUGUGCCCCUUUGACUCUUCUUUUUCCAGUGUUUUCCUCCUCUUUUCUGACCCACUAAUCUAAUAUUUGGGGGAAUGUUAAGAUUGCAAUAAGCAGGAACAUGGAUAAUGCUGAUCUGAAUUUUAAAACCUCUCCGUUGGCUGUUUCCCUCCCUUUUAGAGAUUUUUUUUUUUUUUGAGUGGUCUGUAAUAUCUGAAAAAAACCCUGCAAGUAGGGGAAUAGUAGCCAGCUCUGAUUCUCAGUAAAAUGAGUACCACUUGUUGGAUUCUGGUCAUAGUAUCUAGCUUGUAAGAGUCCCAGAUGAAUUGAAAUGUCAUGUAUCUCAUUCUUACAGACUCUCCCAUUGAUGAUGUCCAGGGUGCAAUGCUGGCCAGAAAAAAGGUACUUGGUAGCAAGAUGCUGUUCAGAUGUCCACUUAAGCAGUAUAGACCAUUAGAAUUAAUUGUCAUGGUUUCAAGCUUUCAAGAGAGCGUUGCCAGAUGAAAGGAUUCUAAAAUCAGUGGUGGAGUAGAGAUGAGUAGUAGUGUGGCACAAAUCUGUGUAAAAAAUGUCUGGCACCUUCCUGCACAAGUGAAUCAGUUUGGCUUUCAUAAACUGUCCUGAACCUGAAGUGUCGAGUAGCUGGAGAAAGCCAUAGGGUAUCUGCUAGGGAAUAUAAACAGGAAAAUCAGCUUUACCAUUGGUAAAUGUCAACCUUAGAGGCCAAGGUUAUAUGCUUCACGUGGGUUUGGAGAGGAAGUCUAUCGCUUCAAGAAAUUCUAGUGAACUGAAACACUUACCCUUGGCUAUGAGGAGCCUGGAAGUGUAAUGUGGAAACAGGCCAUAAUGCUUUUGAUUCAUGAUGGUUUCUUGGUAAUGCUGAUAUUUAGAAGCUUAAUAAAUCUCAAAGUUUUCCUGGAUGUUGAGUUAACAGUGUCUUUAUUUCUGUUUGAAUUUGAUGAUGUCUAUAAAGAGAAAGUGUCCAGCUUGUGGUCAUCAUGAAAUUCUAUAGAAUUGAAAUAAGACUUGUUGCCAUAACUGGGGUAUGGCAACAAGGAGGCCUGGAGCUUUCUCAAAGGUGUGGAGGCUUUGAGUGGUCAUGUGUGGUUAUAGAUUUUUGUAGUAAUGAAGAUGGCACUGGAGUAAGAGUGGCUGAGGCACGGAGUGGAACACAGUGACAGGAACACAAGAUGGUAGCGGAUGGACUUACUGUAUUUCUGCGUGCAGACUUUUGUAGCAGUGUACUCCUUGGGUACCAAGAGUGUUUUGACUGCUCUAAGGUCCUCUUGAUAGCUGACCAAGCUUCUUCCAGCAAUAUGUUUUGGUAGGUUGUAGGGGAAGGUUGGUUGGUGAAAAAUGCUGAUUUCUCAGAACCUUUCUUCAUGAAAACAUGGUAGUUAGAAAUAAACUUCCAAGGAGAGAUUUGUGACUCUCAAACAGCCUUUCUAGCCAAGAGAGAGAAAACAAACAGUACUUGCUAUUUCUAGUCUUUCAGGGCUCAAAUCCAGAUGGUAGAGGGAAUUUUGAUUUCUGUAUUAGCUUCUGCCAUGAAACUCUAUGUCCUGACAGACUGUUGUACCAUUGAUGUAAAUGAAUUAUUCAUUGGAGCUGGGACUAUAAGAGGCAGGAGAGAGAAUGAAGCACUACGUCAAGCUAAAACAUGUAACACUGGUAUGAGGAAUACACAGGAGGAACUCAAUGUCAAUAUAUAUCAAAAAUAUUUGAUGGGUGUUGCAGAGAGUUUGGGAGAUUAACUGCAGCAUUGGAACAGAGAGACCCGUGGUUCAGGAAGGGCUGGAGGCAUAAUGCUGAACAUCAUUAACGUCUGUAUUUCCAAAGCUUGGGAACUGUAGAAUCACAGAAGGGCUUAGAGUAGAGGGGACUUUUUAAAGAUCAUGCAGUCCGGCCCUCCUGAGCAGAGACAUCUUUUGCUAGAUCAGAUUGCUCCAAGUCCCAAACAAUCUGACCUUGAAUAUUUCUAAUGAUGGGGCAUCCACAACUUCUGUGGGCAAUGUGUUCCUGUGUCUCACCAAAUUCCUGAAGAAAAAUUUCUUCCUUAAGGUCCAUUUAAACCUACCUUCUUUCAAUUUAAAACUGCUGCCCCGUGUCCUGUCACUACAAGCCCUGGUAAAAUGUCUCUUUCCAUCUUUCUUUUAAGUCCCCCUUAAAUAUUGAAAGGCCACAAUAAGGUCUCCCUGAAAUCUUCUCCAGACUGAACAAGCCCAACUCUCUCUAUCUGUCCUCAGAGGAGAGGUGUUCCAUCCCUCUGAUCAUCUGUGGCCUCCUCUGGACCCGCUCUAACAAGUCCAUGUCUUUCCUGUGCUAAGGGCUACAGAUCUGGAUGCAGGACUCCAGGUGAGGUCUCUCCAGAGGGGAGUAGAGGGGCAGAAUCGCUUCCCUUGAUCUCCUGGCUGUACUUCUUGUGAUGCAGCCCAGGAUACAGUCAGCUUUCUGGGUUGUAAUCACAUACUGCUGGCUUAUCUCCAAUUUUUCAUCCACCAGUAUCCCCAAUGUGGUAGAAGAGGAAGGUAUUUGCUACUUGGGUACCUGUUGGGAAACUAACAUGGGAAGACUUGAAAAGACAAAGAGUUUGGCUUUCGGAAGGUACAGCAUGUUGUUCUAGGGUUGGCCGUGGUUACAGUCAGGCUUAUUAGAAAUGGUUAAAAAUCUCAAAGUCAGAGGUAAUUCAAGGGAAAGGGGCGGAGGAGUUGGCGGUUGGUGCUCUUGAGAAAGGAGGGACAUGAGAGAAGCAGAAUAAGGACCUCAAAAGGCAGUUUUGGUUAAGUGCGGGUGGUGGUGCCCAGGUCUGCUUGGAAGAUGAUAAAUGGGGCAACUGAAAAGAGGUGCUUUUCUUUUUAAUGGCCCAGCAGCAAUCUCCUGACAUGAAGGAAAAUGGUGUAGCGAGGACUUGUAAGGAUCAAUCAAAAUGAAGCUGCAGAAACUCGAAGGAAAAGCACAUGAUUAAGUGUGGAUGGAGAAAAAAUGAUGGAUGAUUCAGAGAAAACGGAUGCAUUUAAUGUUUUCUUUGCCUCACUAUAUCCUUUUUUUAUGAGCAAAGGAAGGAAGCAAACUAAAUUACCAAAAUGUAGCAGAAAAAUUGUGCUUGGAAUAGCUAUUGGCAUGUAGCCAGAGAGGGUGUUUUGAGUGAGACCACUGUGUAUUUUAUUGCAAGGCCUGUGUUUUUCCAUAACUGCAUUAAUGAUUUGAGCAGUAAAAUAAAUA